AUGGAGAAAUAUAUUGAUGAGGCUGCGGUCAGCAACCAGAACAGUGGCAGUAAUAGCGAUGUCGACGCUAUUGAGGUUGACUGGACUGAGGAAGAGGAGAAGAGACUGGUCCGAAAGAUCGAUCGAACAGUCAUGCCACUUCUGAUCCUUGGAUUCUUUGCCCUUCAGCUAGACCGAGGAAACAUUGGAAAUGCGCUUACAGACUUCUUCUUUGAGGAUGUGGGCAUUACACAGAACCAGUUCAACGUGGGCCAGCAACUCCUAUCCCUGGGGAUCGUUCUUCUAGAAAUUCCCAGCAACAUUAUUCUCUACCGUCUUGGACCAUCCAAGUGGAUCGGCUCCCAGAUUUUGGCAUGGGGCCUCGUCGCCACAUUUCAGGCUUUUCAGAAGGGACUCGCCGCGUUUCUCUCGACUCGGCUUCUCCUUGGUCUCUGCGAGGCUGGUUUUAUCCCUGCUGGUCUGUACACUAUCACUCGAUGGUACAAGAAGGAUGAGACUAGCAAGCGAUUCUCUUGGUACUUUCUCGGUAACAUGAUUGCUUCGGCUUCUUCUGGCCUCAUCGCGUAUGGCAUUCUGCAUAUGAGAGGCAUUGCCGGGCUUGCGGGUUGGCAAUGGCUGUUUAUUCUCGAGGGCAUUUUCACCAUCCUUACGGGACUCAUCUUCCUAUCCCUCUUCCCAGAUACCACCCACAACCCCGUCUCUCUCCUCAAGAUCCGUCUCUUCACAGAAGAUGAGGCGCGCAUCCUUACCAAGAGAAUCUUGCUUGACGACCCGUCCAAGAUCCACGUCAAGCCUCAGAUCACAAAGCAAGAGUUCAAGAAUGUGUUGACCAACUGGAAACUCAUUCCUCACGUCAUUCUCACCAUCGCGGGUCUUGCGCCAGCCAGCACUAUGGGCUCUUACUCGCCUACUCUUGUCAGGUCUUUCGGAUAUGAGAGACUCAAGUCCAACGCUCUGGUCUCCAUUGGUGGUUGGAUCCUCAUCAUUAGCAAUCUUCUUUGGGGUUACCUAGGUGACAAGCUUCGGAUGCGUGGUCCCCUGGUGACGCUUGGCAUUUUUAUUUUCUGGGCCUUUGCGAUCGGAGAUCGUCUUCUCAUCAAGUCAACCGACGGACACAAGAGAUUCGCUCUCCUGACUUGCACCCUCAGCUUCGGCUGGCAAUGGCACCCUCUCAACGGCUCCUGGAUGGCCCUCAACGCCGGAACCGCAGGCGAACGCUCCAUCACCAUGGCCAUCCUCAUCAUGUCGGCCAACGCAUCCGGAAUCAUCGGAAGUCAGCUGUUCCAGCAAAAGGAUGCACCCUUGUAUGAGACUGGUUGGACUGCGAUUGUGGCGAUUGUGUCUGUUGGUUUGGUUGCGUCUGUUGUUGCCAACUUGCAGUACUAUUUCCUCAAUGGUCGACGAAUUGGUCGUGGGGGGUUGAAGUACAGCCCUUGA
Fusarium keratoplasticum is the source of this 1437-nucleotide messenger RNA. Its product is annotated as MFS domain-containing protein. The transcript is spliced from 12 exons. Gene Ontology annotation, molecular function: transmembrane transporter activity. Lineage: Eukaryota; Fungi; Ascomycota; Sordariomycetes; Hypocreales; Nectriaceae. Gene Ontology annotation, biological process: transmembrane transport. The coding region runs from base 1 to 1437 and encodes 478 amino acids. Gene Ontology annotation, cellular component: membrane. The record is from RefSeq and is a predicted model, not a curated record.